CGUGGACACUUGCCUAUCGAGUAGUAAAACAAAUUUUGCAGUGCAAGUGUGUCCAGUGUAUGAUAGAUGUGUCAGAGUAUUGGCAAUUGUUGUAAACGAAUUCGCCGUGCGUUGACAACUGGAGUGUAGCAAAGUGCUAGCAGGUUUCCAACAAAAAGCUUUCACCUCUUUUUGCACGCCAUCACUCACACACACACACACACAAUACACAAUACAGAACAAACACUCACUGCACAAAUAGAACAAUAUCUGCAACUUCAAUUGAAUUGGGAAACCCCCCAGCAAGAUGCAACAGAACUCGGCCAGCAAUCCGUUUUCGGUGGCUGCCUAUGGCGAACGACCCCAAAUGGGGCUGGACGUUGAGUUCGGAGCGGAUCCGGCCAGCGGUGCAGCAUUCUUCCAAAGCGAUGGCCGUAAACAUGACGAUCUUAAGCAGAUGCUCGACAGCAACAAGGAUGGCCUUAAGCUGGAGGCCAUGAAGCGCAUCAUUGGUAUGAUUGCACGUGGCCGAGAUGCCAGCGAUCUGUUCCCGGCUGUAGUCAAGAAUGUGGUAUCCAAGAACAUUGAGGUAAAGAAGCUGGUGUAUGUGUACUUGGUGCGCUAUGCCGAGGAGCAACAGGAUUUGGCGCUGCUCUCCAUAUCGACAUUUCAGCGUGCACUCAAAGAUCCCAAUCAGCUGAUACGUGCGUCCGCCUUGCGUGUGCUCUCUUCCAUACGGGUCAGCAUGAUUGUGCCCAUCGUAAUGCUGGCAAUCCGCGACAGCGCCGCAGAUCUCAGUCCCUAUGUACGCAAGACGGCGGCGCAUGCCAUACCCAAGCUCUAUUCGCUGGAUGCUGACCAAAAGGAUGAGCUGGUCACGGUGAUUGAGAAGCUGCUCUCAGAUCGCACCACCCUGGUUGUGGGCUCCGCAGUGAUGGCCUUCGAUGAGGUUUGUCCGGAACGCGUGGAUCUGAUACACAAAAACUACCGCAAGCUGUGCAAUCUGCUUGUGGAUGUGGAUGAAUGGGGUCAGGUGAUCAUCAUCAAUAUGCUGACUCGCUAUGCGCGCACACAGUUUGUGGAUCCCAAUGCGGACGAGGAGCACGGCCAGGGCGAGUCCCUGGAUGCCGAUGCGCCGGCCAAUGAGCGAUUCUAUGACGAAUCCUCAAGUUCCAGCAGCGACGAGGAGGCCAGCAGCGAUGACGAGGCACCAGGCCAAACCAAAGCCAAGUCCAGCAAGUCGAGCAGCAGCAACAACAACAACAACAACAACAACAACAACAAUGACAAGAAUAAGGCUAAGGAUAAGGAGAAAGACAACGACAACAACUGCAGCAACAGCAGCAGCAACAACAGCUACCACAUCGAUCUCGACCAUCGCCUGCUGUUGCGCCAGACCAAGCCGCUGCUGCAGUCACGCAACGCCUCCGUUGUGAUGGCCGUCGCCCAGCUGUAUCACCAUGUGGCGCCCCGCAACGAGGUGCAGCUGAUAGCCAAGGCACUCAUCCGUCUAUUGCGAUCCCACAAGGAGGUGCAGAGCGUGGUGCUCAAUUGCAUUGCAUCGAUGUCGGCGCGUCGCAAAGCGAUCUUCGAGCCCCAUCUGAAAUCGUUCUUUGUGCGCACCAGCGAUCCAACGCAUCUCAAACUACUCAAGCUGGACAUACUCACCAAUCUGGCGUCUGCCUCGAGCAUAUCGCUCAUCUUACGCGAGUUCCAAACCUACAUCUCCAGCAAUGAUCGGCCCUUCGUGGCGGCCACCAUUCAGGCCAUUGGACGCUGUGCGGCGAGCAUCAAGGCUGUCACCGAGACCUGCCUGAGCGGCCUCGUCCAUCUGCUCUCGAAUCACGAUGAGCACGUUGUCGCCGAGAGUGUGGUGGUCAUCAAGAAGCUGCUGCAGAGCAAGGCCGCCGAGCACUAUGAGAUUAUCACCCAGAUGGCCAAGCUGAUUGACUACAUCAAUGUGGCAGCUGCCCGGGCGGCCAUCAUCUGGCUAAUUGGCGAAUACAAUGAGAAGGUGCCGCUGAUAGCGCCCGAUGUGCUGCGCAAGAUGGCCAAAUCGUUUGUGGACGAGCAGGAUGUGGUCAAGCUUCAGGUGCUCAAUCUGGGCGUCAAACUGUAUCUGACCAAUCCGGAGCAGACCUCGCUGCUCUGCCAGUACGUAUUUACGCUGGCCCGCUACGACACCAACUACGAUGUGCGCGAUCGUGCGCGCUUCUUGCGCCAGUUCAUCUUCCCCGCCAGCGGCGGCAGCACCGUGCUCUCCCAGCAUGCACGGGAGAUAUUCCUGGCCGCGAAGCCGGCCCCAGUGCCGGAGAGCAAGUAUCGCGAUGGCAAUCCCUACCAGCUGGGCUCGCUCUCUCACUAUUUGAAUAUGCAGGCAACGGGCUACAAGGAGCUGCCUCCCUUCCCCGCUGUGGCGCCCGAUUCGAGUGUGCGCAACAUUGCUGGCUAUAUGCAGGAGAAGCUGCCCGGCGAGAGUCCGGCGCGCAGCAAAUCCUCGUCGCAGGGCGCUGCCAAGGGGGCGGGCGACAAGGGCUUCCUAUCCGAAUCAGAGAAGUCAUCCGCAUACACCGGCUCCAGUGGCAGCAGCAGCGGCAGCAGCGGCUCCUCUGGCAGCGACGGCUCCUCCGGCAGCGACAGCGAGCCGGAGCCGGAGCAGGGGGCGACGCAGCCGUCGAAGGCCGAUCGGAUCCAAGCACAAGGCAAGGCGACUAAGGCGGCCGUUGCUAGUGCCCAGCUGAUCGAUGACAUCAACAAUAGCAGCAGCAGCAGCAACCCGAUCGAUCCGCUGGCUGUGGCUGCCGGUGCCGCCGUCGCUGCUUCCUCAACGGGCAACAACAACAACAACAAUGCUGUCGCCAACUCAGGCACCUCCGACAGCGGCGAAUCGUCGUUCUACAGCGGCAGCAGCAGCGACGAAUCCGACAGCGACUCGGCCAGCGACAACGAGCAGCAGCAGCAGCAGCAGCAGCAAUCGCAAGCGCAGUCAAAGAAUGCUUCAUCCGCCGAUCAGAAGCAGGCGAAACCACAGCUGGAGCCACAGUCGCAGUCGUCAGCUAAAACCAAUUUGGAUCUGCUGCUCGAUCUGGAUGAUAUACCGCCCAUUGGGCCAGUGAUGACGCCCUCGUUAGGGGGCUUUCUUACACCAGGCACUCCCAUGCUGCCCGGCCAGGCCGCACUGCAGCCGGUGCAGGCGAGCAAUCGCAUCGAGCUGGUUGGACCCUCGCACACAGAGUUCAAGCACAAGGAGCUGCUGAACAAGGUGAGCGGCCAUGGGCUGCAGCUGUCGUAUCGUUUCACGCGUGCGCCGCAUCUAUAUUCGGCGGCCAUGUGCUCCAUUGAGCUGCAGUUCCAGAAUCGCAGCGACCAGGUGCUGACCAACAUACGGAUGGGCCAGCAACAGCUGCCGCCGGGCAUGCAGCUGAGCGAGUUUGCCCCGAUCGCCCAGCUGCAGCCGGAGCAGCUGGCCAGCGGCAUUCUGGGCGUCGAUUUCAAUGACACAACGCAUGCCAUUGACUUCGAGCUCAUCUCCAGCGGCGGCUGUGCACGGGUGCAGCUGAAGCCGCCAGUUGGCGAGCUGGUGCGCUCUGUGCAGAUCAGCGAGAGCUUUCACAAGGAGGAGCGCGCCAAGCUGCGCGGCAUGAACGAGCACCAGUGCGAGCUGCGCGGCGUGCAGCGGGACCUCACCGAUCUGCUGGCGCUCAAGCAAAAGGUCUACGAAUGCAUCAAUGUGGCCCACACGUACAGCUCGGCCAGCAAUCAGCUCCAUUGCUUUGCCGGCCAAACGCUGAGCUCCAAGAGUCUCGUGCUGCUCACCCUGCAAUGGCAAACGGACGAGGCGCUCACGCUGCUGGUCAACUGCGAGAAGAUGGUGAUCGGAUCGAUGGUGCUCAACGAGCUGCGCAACGCGCUGCAGCAGAGUUUUGUCAUGUGAAUUGCGAUGGAUGCGUAUGUGUAUAUGUAUGUCUAUAUACUAUAGAUGAUCAGCAGUCACAUUUAGCCAGGGCAACACGAGAUGGUUUCUUAUAGAAGCAGUCGCCGCACUAUGUAAAGCUAAGCAGAACAAAAACAAUACAACCAACUAAACCUAUAUAUGUACAUGUAUAUAUGUAUAUAUGGGGAUAUAUGUCCAUAUAUAUGUAUAUACAUAUAUCUCUGUACUAGCCUAGAUUAAGCCAGACGCGAUUCCAUGCAGCUUAAAUGAAUGUAAGAGCUAAGCAACAAUUUAUAUAGUCUCAUCUGUGUCUCUGUGUGUGUGGGUGUGUAUGUAUGUCUA
Molecule: messenger RNA, 4255 nt
Organism: Drosophila navojoa
Lineage: Eukaryota; Metazoa; Arthropoda; Insecta; Diptera; Drosophilidae
Gene: rb
Product: adaptor related protein complex 3 subunit ruby
Biological process (GO): intracellular protein transport; vesicle-mediated transport
Cellular component (GO): membrane coat; AP-3 adaptor complex
Source: RefSeq, a predicted model, not a curated record